AUGGCUACUUCAGAGACGAAGGAGGCCAAUGUGGUCUUGCCUGAGUAUUCUAUGCAAGAUAUUGCGGCGCAUAACACCAAGACUGAUACGUGGAUUGUCAUUCACGGACAAGUUUUCGAUAUCACCGAAUAUCUGCAAGAUCAUCCCGGUGGCGCAGAAGUCCUCGUUGAAGUAGCAGGCCAGGAUGCCACCGCGGCCUACGAAGAUGUCGGUCAUUCUGAAGACGCCCACGAGAUUAUGCAACCCUACCUAGUGGGUACUCUCAAAGAUGCGCAGCAGUAUGUGCGGCCCAAAGCCGUGCGCGUCGUCUCACAAAAUACACCGGAGCCUCCCAAAUCUUCAUCAAUAGGCACCGUGGCAGGCGUGGCCGGCACUCUGAGCACCAUCAUCCCAGCUCUCUACAUCUACAGCUCCAGUGCAUGCCUUUCUAACAGCCUGAGCUCUAUCUCUCACAUUAUACCUCGCCAUUUCAAAACUAUUCGUCUCCCGCGUGGCGGUUUCGUAAAUGGCUUCCUCGCUGCUAGCCUGAUCUGCGGCGCCAUCGGUGUCUACGCAGCCAAGCAAGCCAGUCGUUUCACCAAGAUCGACUCCGGCUUCAUGCGGUAUCCUCCGCGCAUCAAGGCCAAGAAGGUUGUCCGCGUCGACCCGCACCUCACACGCGGGUUCCUUGAGCCUCAGACCUACCAAGACCUACCACUGGUAGCUAAGCACCAACUCUCCCCCAACGUCUACCGCUUCAUCUUUGGCCUGCCCGAGCCAAACACAAUCCUCGGUCUCCCCAUCGGCCAGCAUGUCGCCAUCAAGGCUAUCGUCGAUGGCGCAACGGUCACCCGCUCCUACACACCUACCUCCAACAACCUCGACCGUGGGCGCCUCGAGCUCGUGGUGAAAUGCUACCCGGACGGCCUGAUGAGCCGGUACCUCUCCGGUCUGGAAAUCGGCGAACAAGUCCCCUUCCGUGGACCCAAGGGCUCGAUGAAGUACACCAAAGAUGUGGCCCGCCACAUCGGCAUGGUCGCUGGCGGUACUGGUAUCACACCCAUGUACCAAUUGAUCCGGGCGAUCUGCGAGAAUGACGCCGACACAACGCAAAUCAGUCUGGUCUACGCGAACCGCAGCGAGGCUGAUAUCUUACUGCGUGAGGAACUUGAUGCCUUCGCCCGGAGGUAUCCUGGUAACUUCAAGGUCUGGUAUAUGCUAGAUACUGCGCCGGAGGACUGGGCUUAUGGCACGGGCUUUGUUGAUGCUGAUGUGCUGCGUGAGCAUAUGCCUGCUCAGGGCCCAAACACGAAGGUCCUGCUGUGUGGACCGCCUGGUAUGAUCGGUGCUACGAAGAAGAACCUGGCUACACUUGGAUUCAAGACGCCCGGGUCGGUGUCGAAGAUGAGCGAUGAGGUAUUCUGCUUUUAG
Messenger RNA from Penicillium cataractarum, 1410 nucleotides. RefSeq names its product putative cytochrome b5 reductase. Bases 1 to 1410 code for a protein of 469 amino acids. Gene Ontology annotation, cellular component: endoplasmic reticulum. NCBI's taxonomy places the organism in Eukaryota, Fungi, Ascomycota, Eurotiomycetes, Eurotiales, Aspergillaceae. Gene Ontology annotation, molecular function: heme binding; oxidoreductase activity. The record is from RefSeq and is a predicted model, not a curated record. The transcript has 2 exons.